AUUGGGUGAAGUAUGUUGACAAACUUUGGCGGAUUUGGGAUUUUUCCGUCGUAACACAGCAUACGAUUGGCCUUGGAUUUUUGGAAAACGAUUCGGAAUGUACAUUUUCUUCACAAAAUGUACGUGCCGAAGUACGGUUCCACCAAGCAUGCUGCUAUUGCGCCGGAUGAUCAGUUCGUCCGAAGUGGCGACUGCUCUAAGGCCCUUCUACUUUGCCGUCCAUCCGGAUCUGUUCGGACGCUAUCCGCAACAACGGCAAGUGAAUGAAGAUUCGCUAAAGCUGCUCAGUGCUCAUCUGGAAUCAUUGCUCAGCCAGAAACGUAUACUUCCCUCAACGCCGCGGACGCUUCCAUUUUACAUACGUGCAUCGAACGCACCACAAGAUCGGGGCACCUUUAAUCUCGUGAAGGUACCGCUAGAACGUACCAUCGAUACCAAGCUGGUGCUACGGCGUAUUCUCGAAUCCUGUAACCUACCGACGGAAUACGUCGAUAAGAUGCCUACAACUAAAAAUAGCUCACCAAACCCAACAGCAUCCAGCACUUACGAGGAAAGCUUUCAGCAGCAGCAGCAGCAGCAGCAAUAUCAGCAAUCAUUUUACUACCGCAAACGAUCGGAGCAUAAUUUCGGCAGGGACGACGAUGACAACCAAGACGAUUCUCCAUUCGAGAAGGAGUUUGAUUUGUUUCAGUUUCGGAUUAAGAAAGUGCGCGAAAACGAAACACUGAAGAAAUGGCUUCGGAAGCAAGUCGUCACGGCAACGGUACGUACGAAAGCCGUUCAGGAGCUCCAGGAAGAGGUUGAAAAGCUUCGGGAGGAUGUGACGAAACGGUUGGGAUUGCGUGAGAUCAUUUACGACUGUGGCUGGAACGUGGAACAUUUUCGCGGUUGCUUGAAAAGUCUGGAAAAGCUGGCCGAAUUGCAUCCGGGUGCGUUGGAUGGGUUGAAGGAUCGAACGCUUGUGUUUGCCGCAUUCACCGGUGUUAGCCUUGAAGGGCACGUGAUGCUUUUUACCGGCGAUGUACAGAGGAACUGGUUGGAACUUAUUAAGACGAUCGAUAAACACGACAGCUACCUGAGCAAAUUACCUGCGUACGAGUACGCAUUGUCCCAAGUGCUGCGCAACAUUCGUAUCGGACGGCGAAAGUUUAUGCCAAAAGCACAAGCCAUGGCGUACGCUUCACAUCUGCGCAAAAUAACGACCGCACUGUUGGAUUAUCUCGGUAAAUCCAAGUUUCCAAAGUCGUGGCCCACCGAUCUUUCACAGUUUGAGCUGGUGGUCGAAUCGGAAGCUGGCCCACUGAUGGUAAGUCCCACCGGACAGCUAAUCGUACCGGCAACCUGUCCCGGUUCGUUGCUGGUAGAUUUUCUCUCCAACCAUCUGGCGGAAGCGCUCGAAAAGCAAAGUUCGUACGAUCGGCAUAAACAUGUCGAGCGAGAUUUGCACGCACGCUGCGUGGCACAGUUUCGGUUGCUGUCGCUUACGAAGGACGAUUCCGUCACACCGGAUCGAAUGAUCGAGUGUCUCGAGAAGCUGUUGGCGCAAGGCGUGAAGGAUGGGCUAGAACUGGCCGAUUUGAAUCUUACCAUUACGACGUACUACUCCGUGCUGACGGAUGGGACGGUGUGCAUACCGUGGGAUUGGAAGCAAUAGAGGGAAGAUAUCGUGUAAGAGUCAAUUGAGAAUUGAAAGUCAAUUUUUGCGGGUUAACCAACAUCCGGUGUGCCAUGUACGAUACGAUUUUUAGGUAGGAAAGUUUUCCGAAAAACAAAAAAACGCGGGUUUAGCAUGUAACGAUUAGGUAUAGGACGGUUGCGUGGAAUGGCAAAGACAAUAAAGAAACAGAUCAGAAGACAUGAAA
Anopheles funestus (African malaria mosquito) is the source of this 1862-nucleotide messenger RNA. Its product is annotated as T-cell activation inhibitor, mitochondrial. The record is from RefSeq and is a predicted model, not a curated record. The transcript has 4 exons. NCBI's taxonomy places the organism in Eukaryota, Metazoa, Arthropoda, Insecta, Diptera, Culicidae. The coding region runs from base 98 to 1654 and encodes 518 amino acids. Gene Ontology annotation, cellular component: mitochondrion.